Molecule: messenger RNA, 586 nt
Organism: Elaeis guineensis (African oil palm)
Lineage: Eukaryota; Viridiplantae; Streptophyta; Magnoliopsida; Arecales; Arecaceae
Product: hydrophobic protein RCI2B
Cellular component (GO): membrane
Source: RefSeq, a predicted model, not a curated record
CGAACGCGUGGAAGGUUCCCAGUCACGUGCUAUGCACGUGCCAUCCCCUCUUUAAAACGAGCCUUCUCGUCACACACCAGCUUCACCUCUUGGAUCUUCUCCUUCGCUUUCUUACCCAAACCCCCUCUCUUUCUUUAGGUAAAGAGAAAGUAGAAAUGGCAGACGAAGGGACAGUCACCUGCAUCGAUAUCCUUAUUGCCAUCAUCCUUCCUCCUCUUGGAGUCUUCCUCAAGUUUGGUUGCAAGGUGGAGUUCUGGAUCUGCCUGGUGCUGACGUUAUUCGGAUACCUCCCUGGGAUUAUCUACGCCGUUUAUGCCAUCACCAAGACCCAGUAAAAUGAACAGGCAGCGGAACCGGUGGGAUGGUGGUGACUUCUGUGAUCUUUGUUUUCCGACCGUUGGAUAAUGCUGAUUCUUCUUCUUUAUCCUGUUUGUUCAUGGAUGAUUAAUCUGUUCUUUGUCCUGUAUAUUUCCGUAUCUUAUUUUCUAGAGGUUUCUCUGUGUGUAUAAUCUUUGUAUUGGUGUCUCUUGGUUACUGCUACAAAGGGUUUUCUUAUCAAUAAAUCAGCAUUAAAUAAUUUGGAUCU